Messenger RNA from Folsomia candida, 2482 nucleotides. RefSeq names its product glutamate-gated chloride channel alpha. Lineage: Eukaryota; Metazoa; Arthropoda; Collembola; Entomobryomorpha; Isotomidae. The transcript has 10 exons. The coding region runs from base 372 to 2030 and encodes 552 amino acids. Gene Ontology annotation, cellular component: synapse; membrane; neuron projection. The record is from RefSeq and is a predicted model, not a curated record. Gene Ontology annotation, molecular function: extracellular ligand-gated monoatomic ion channel activity; transmembrane signaling receptor activity; neurotransmitter receptor activity. Gene Ontology annotation, biological process: regulation of membrane potential; nervous system process; signal transduction.
AUUCCAACUGCUGGACGGAAUAGGAUGAAAUAUCAUCUUAUCUUAUUCUGCACCCAAAAAGACUUAACCAAUCUGGUGACCUGACUGACUGAAAAAUCCUUGACCACUUGACUGGCUGAUCUCAAAAAUUUCACAUUAGUUUCAUUCAUUGAAUAUUUCAAUGUUCACUUCUUCGUAUGAUUUGUGAAUUUCCUUCAUUUUCUUAAUCCUUUCAACUGACUCGCUGUCAAUGCUCUGUACGCAUCGUUCCUCCAGUCACUGCAUGAUCUUGCUGGACGGAGUGUUAGUUAACUGGCUGAUUGUUACAUAUUAGUGUCAGUGAAUCUCUUUUAAAAGGUGGUGAAUAAUUUGGAGCUCUACGCGAUUCAAGUAUGAACGGAGGAGCAGGAAAAAAGGAUCGGUUCCCUCUUGAAAUUUUGCUACUUCUACUGAUUUUAUUGAGUUUUACUGGCUUCCUUUGCACCACUUCCGGUUCUCCUCUGGAUACAAAUUCCGCUCUCAUCGGAGGAGAUCAAGACCGCCGAGAUGAACUUGUGGAGCCUCUUUCUACAGCCGGAAAAAAUAAUAGAAUUUCCAAAAAUGGUAGUUUUACAAUUGGAACAUUAACGAUCCCAGCCGGUUACGACAAGUUGGUUCUUCCUUUGGGGAAUGUGUCCCCUUCGAUUUUCGUCAACGUCGAAUUGGGAAUUCGUGAAGUGUUGGGGGUGGAUACGAAAGGCGAAACAGUGGAACUCGACACGGAAGUCGGAGUCAGUUGGAUAGAUUGGGAAAUCUGGAGUAAUUACAUGAACGAUUCGGCGGCUCAAGCGAAGGGUAACAGUGGUGACGAAGAAAUCGUCCUAGAUUCUGAAGUACUACGAAACAUUUGGAAACCGGACAUUUAUAUCGAUGAAAUGGCGUCGGUUGAUAGGACGUCGCUUCUCUCGAAAUUAAUCACGUUAAAGUUCCUCGUAGGGAAUGAGGCUAUAGCGGGAACUAUUUCCUUUAAAUCAAGACAAUCCUUAACAUUGAGAUGUGACAUGGAUUUUCACUAUUACCCCGCCGAUAUUCAGACAUGCGAUUUUAACAUUCGAAGUUAUUCUUAUCCCCAAGACAAACUCUUUCUCAUGUGGGACAAUAUUCAUUCAAUCUACCUGGAUCAACUUGCCGAUUCCAAUUUUGACUUUCAAAUCUCUUCCGUCGAGCCGGGAGGGGAGUUGGAGGAUUUCUACAUCACAUCGCAGAUAAUACGUUACCCAGAACUUAGUACCAACUAUUCUGCGCUACACUUUACCCUUCAAAUCCGAAGAAAUCUGACCUAUCACCUUGUUCAGACUUAUCUUCCCGCCGUGCUGCUCAUGUUGAUCACGUGGUUGUGUUUCCUGCUUCCGGUGGAUAUGGUCGAGGCACGGAUCGGAAUCAGUAUGACUACUUUACUCACUCUCACCGCCAUGUUUGCAGCUGUCAGAGAACAAGCCCCAGAAGUGAGUUACACGAUGGCGAUCGACAUCUGGAUGGUAUUCUGCAUUGGGCUAGUCUUCCUGGCGUUAGUUUUAUUCACGGUUGUUCACUGGAUGCAGAGAAAACUUCAACAAUUUCAGGAGGUUAAGGGAAAUAAAGAGCAAGCUGAGAAUGGAGAACUUGGCAUGCCAAACGGAGACCAAACAGAAGAAUCGCGCCCGCUUCCAAAAAAGGAGGGGAAAAAGCAGAAACGCCACCUGGACGAGAGUGACACCUUUAUCAAUCUUGUGGAUAAAGCGCGAAGAUACGCCUUCUGGCUCUUUGCCCUAGUGUUCAUCCUUUUCCUUUCCGUCUACACCGCAUGGAUACUCAUAGGCUCCCAACACUUCGACUGGACACCAAAUCCCAAAUUUAACGCGGUCGAGGAUCCCAACAAUGAUACGAAUCAUCUCUUUGUCUUUAAAAGCACAAAGUUUGCAAAGGAUGUGGUCAAUGACCCUUAUAAAGAGACCGCGUCAGAGAAUCGCUAUGGGGACAUUGUCGACGACGUUAUUAAGCCCAGGUUGGCUCAGAGGACUGGACAGGAUUGAUUGAUUGGUCAGUUGGUUUCGCAAUGAAUGCAUGCAACAAUAUGUUUGAGACAUUGUUAAAUUGACUUUUAGAUUGAGUAGAAUUACUAUUACUUGAUGUAAUUAUAUACUGCAUCGUUGUAUACACAUUUCGUAAUUGCAUACAUAUUUCGUAAUGUGUGCAUACGAAUUAAAAUACAGAUACGAGUUAGACAAUUUUCCUUUCCUAGUAUUGGUUUUAGGUGGUUUUGUUCUAUUUAAAUGUCGAUUUUAUUUUCCAGUCUGACGAAGUAGUAUGUAUGCAGAUAUAUUCUGAAUUCGAUUUUUACGUGAGAGUAUGCACAUUAUGCAUAUAUUAUAUGUAGUUUUUAUGCAUGCAUGAACCAUUCAUUUCAUUUCAUUUCAUUAUACUUAUUUUGGCCUGGAAGCUAUGAAAUGAAUAAAUACUAUAAUUAUUUCGUCUUAAUAACGCA